CCAGACUCAAUCCCAGGUGGAAAGGAGUGGGACCCCCUGCCAAGGCCGCAAGGCCCCAUAGGGGAGCCUGUGGGGCGGGCUCCCCUUGCCCUCUGCAGAGGCUCAAGGCCCCCGGGGACAGGAGGACUGGGUUCCCAGGCCAGCAUGGUGUUUAUCAGCUAUCUCCUUAGUCUCAGCUGACCUCCCCCGACCACGGCCCCAUUGCACCACCUGCCCCAAGCCAGGCCAGUUCCUCUCCCAGAAGUCCUGGCUGUCCAAGAAGAGGGCAGGAUAAGCUGCCUUCUUCUCGGUCAGCUUCAGAUGGGGCCUCUGGUUGCACUGAGACAGGCCUCUUCCCCUGCUCAGAGCCGUCCCUGCUCCCCCAGCCCCUGAGCUGCCCUCCUAGACACUGCACGGAGAGCUCCUUCCUGUUCACAGGUGAGGACACCCGAGCUUGGAGGCAUCUUAACUUGGAUGUGCGUGGCCAGGACCCAGCUGGGUCUGUAAGUCCUGGCUGGGGCCGGGGUCUGUGCCUGCUGCGGCUGUGUGCCAACAGGGUUUGCAGAGGAAAGGAACCUGAUGUAGCAUCUUAUUGCUCAUUGUUCCUUUUUCUUAUGAGUUCGAGAAGUAGGCAGCGGUAGUGACAUGAAAAUGGCCCCAGAUGCACGCAGGCAUCAGUGCAGAACCCGGCAGUGGCCCCUCUGAAGCACAUCCUACAAGCCCUGUCGUUUCCCCCACAGUUGCUCAUCUCUGACUGAUGCAGACACUUCAAGACAAAACCACAACACCUUGCACGAUUAGACAGCUCAGAAUGUUUUCCAACGGCUCAUUUUUAUUUUUUACUUUUUUUUUUUCUUGAGACAGAGUCUCCCUCCGUCACCCAGACUGGAGUGCAGUGACAGGAUCUCAGCUCACUGCAACCUCGGCCUCCUGGGUUCAAAGCGAUUCUCCCACCUCAGCCUCCCCAGUAGCUGGGAUUACAGGCUCCCCACCGGUGCAGGAAGCCACCGCCCAGCCAUGGACGGGGAGGAGCAGCAGCCACCGCAUGAGGCCGACGUGGAACCUGUUGUGCCGUCGGAGGCUUCAGAGCCAGUGCCCAGGGUGCUUUCUGGAGACCCCCAGAACCUGUCCGACGUGGACGCCUUCAACCUGCUCCUGGAGAUGAAGCUGAAGCGGCGGCGUCAGCGGCCCAACCUGCCGCGCACUGUGACCCAGUUGGUGGCUGAGGACGGGAGCAGGGUGUAUGUGGUGGGGACAGCCCACUUCAGCGACGACAGCAAGAGGGACGUUGUGAAGACCAUCCGGGAGGUGCAGCCUGAUGUGGUGGUCGUGGAGCUCUGCCAGUACCGUGUGUCCAUGCUGAAGAUGGACGAGAGCACGCUGCUGCGGGAGGCCCAGGAGCUCAGCCUGGAGAAGCUGCAGCAGGCCGUGAGGCAGAACGGGCUCAUGUCGGGGCUGAUGCAGAUGCUGCUGCUGAAGGUGUCUGCACACAUCACUGAGCAGCUGGGCAUGGCCCCAGGCGGCGAGUUCAGGGAGGCCUUCAAGGAGCCUCUGCUCCAGGCCAGCAAGGUGCCUUUCUGCAAGUUCCACCUGGGUGACCGGCCCAUCCCCGUCACCUUCAAGAGGGCCAUCGCUGCGCUCUCCUUCUGGCAGAAGGUCAGGCUGGCUUGGGGCCUGUGCUUCCUGUCAGACCCCAUCAGCAAGGAUGACGUGGAACGCUGCAAGCAGAAGGACCUCCUGGAGCAGAUGAUGGCAGAGAUGAUUGGCGAGUUCCCGGACCUGCACCGCACCAUUGUCUCGGAGCGGGACGUCUACCUGACCUACAUGCUGCGCCAGGCCGCCCGGCGCCUCGAGCUGCCUCGGGCCUCUGACGCCGAGCCCAGGAAGUGCAUCCCCUCCGUGGUCGUGGGCGUUGUGGGCAUGGGCCACGUGCCUGGCAUCGAGAAGAACUGGAGCACCGACCUCAACAUCCAGGAGAUCAUGACCGUGCCCCCGCCGUCCGUCUCCGGCAGAGUGUCUCGGUUGGCCGUGAAGGCCGCCUUCUUCGGCCUGCUGGGCUACAGCCUGUACUGGAUGGGCCGCCGCACCGCGAGCCUGGUCUUGUCGCUGCCCGCCGCGCAAUACUGCCUGCAGAGGGUGACCGCGGCCCGGCACAAGUAGGAGACUGCUCCCCGCCCGCUCGGGCCCCUGAGGAGCCGGUGCCCCUGCGGCACUUCUGGGUGCCAGGUGCAUCCUAGCCCGCCCGAGGCCCCUGCCACCCCCCAUGGGGGUCUGGGCCCGGCCUCGCCUGCCCUCCUGGGCCAGUCACCCCUCCCCCAGCCCACCCAAAUAAAGGAUUAUUUAACUGUCUGAGCUCAGGCCUCCCGGCAGCCCCUCCCCUCCCACACUGCAGGGGCCGUUCACCGGCUUCUGGACAAGAUGCCCGGCUCCGAGGGGGCAGGGGCUUGUAGGAGGGGCUGAGGCGUGUGCUGCCCUCUCAGCCCUGGUGGCGGGCGGGGGACAAUGGCCACUGUCCCUACCUCACUGUGCCUUCCUGUGCUCCAGCCACGGGAGCGUCGGCCCAGGGGCGGCUCCUGGGGGCUCCAGGGCAGGCGAGACUGGGAAAGGCCCAGCCCUCGAGCUCCAGCCGACCCCACCGUGCCCCUGGCAUCCUGGCGCCGGCCGCCACCUCCCCGGCACCGUCUGCCUGCAGGGAUUCUGUGUUUUUGGCUUUUUUAAUGUCUCAAAAUCUUUUACUCAGGUAAUUUUAAUUUCAAAGAGAAAAACUGAAGUAAAUGUCAAAAAACACCAGCCUUAAAUCCAGAGGGACAGAAUUCGUGUUCUUGGGUCUGUCCCGAGUGGGCUUGCAGCCAAACAUCAGCUCUGGGUCCAAGCGCGGCCUCAGCUGGGAGCCUGUGUCCUGAGCCCCCGGAGCGAAGGGGUGCCUGGGGCGUCUUGGCCCUCUGUGGGCAGACAAUGUGUGCAUCUAUGUGGAAGGCCAAGGACAUGGGCUGUGGCCAGGCCUGCCCCGCUUAGGCCCCCUACCCGGCAGCCGUCUGUGUGUGGGGCCUCCCUCCUGGCUGUCCAGGACACGGCCUGUGCAGCCCCAGCCUGGACCCAGGCCAUCUCUGGUUGUGUCUGUGCCGACUCAGUGUUGAAUCAAAUCAGGUGUGCGUCAGGAGCUGGCCGUGUCCUUCCUGCCACACUCGGGGAUUCAUUCCUUAGAAACUGAAAUAAAUUCUAAUUUUGGAAA
Molecule: messenger RNA, 3211 nt
Organism: Symphalangus syndactylus (siamang)
Lineage: Eukaryota; Metazoa; Chordata; Mammalia; Primates; Hylobatidae
Gene: TRABD
Product: TraB domain containing
Source: RefSeq, a predicted model, not a curated record